AUGUCAGUCCCGCGGGGACUGUUGGCUUCCUACUACGACGCUCCGGACCGCCGCACCAUCGACGAUGACCGCCCGACGCUGCUGGUGACUUGGUGGUGCACUGGCUGCUGUAUUGCGCUCAUUGGCAUGCGCUUGCUGGGCCGCUAUAUUCGCGUUGCGAAGCUGUUCCGAGACGACAAGUUUAUGGCCCUCUCGAUCCUGCCGUUGUUGGGGCAUCAGGCGCUUGUGCACAUGGUACUUCUCUACGGAACGAACAACACGACCGGUACCGAGGCAAUGGGAAAGGAGGAGUUACGGCGGAGAAGAAUCGGCAGUGGAAUGGUUUUGGGCGCGAGAGUGAUGUACGCCGCAUUUCUCUGGUCGCAGAAGUUUUGCAUCACUGAGUUCUAUGUGAGACUGACGGAACACUUUUGGGAGAAGGGCUAUGAAUUGGGACUGAGGAUCAUGAGGUGGAGUCUCUUGGUCACCUUCCUUGCCGCUACUAUAUCCGUCUUUGGAGAGUGCCGGCCCGGUCACAAGUUAUGGCAGGUGCAUCCAUCUCCCGGCCCGCAAUGUCGUUCCGGUUUUGCACCUCUCAUCACGAUCUCGACAUUCAGCAUAGUGACGGACCUAUUCCUCGUGCUCUACCCGAUCCCGAUGAUAAUCCGCUCAUCGUUCACAACGCUCAAGAAGCUCCGGCUCAUCCUGACAGUGUUCAGCCUGUCCCUCCUCUGCGUCGCCUUCGCCAGCUACCGAGUACCGGCCGUAAUCCGCACGCACGGCUCGCAGCAACUACGCUCGCUCCUCGCCGCCUUCGAGAUCCUCGUCUCCACCAUCGUCAGCAACGCAAUCAUCAUCAACUCAUUCGCGCGGGGGAAGGGGGAAAAGAAGCGCAAAUUCUCUGGGGCGAGCGGGGUUGACGACGCUGAGGCGGGCCAAGUGAGGAUGGCGUAUUGGGGCAGCGACGACGAUAUUGCGCGAUAUCUGGGCGUCGGAAGGGUUCCCGGGGUCGCCCCGGUGCAGAAGGGCUACGGCUUUACGAGACGGUCCGAAGAGGCGCCGAGAAGCGAUGAGCGCUUGCAGCCGAGAGCGGUGUUGCAUGGCGCGGCGGUAUCGGCCGAGAUGGAGGAGCAGCAGCAGGCGAAGGUGGAUUCCUGCGAGCUGAUGGAUUUUGGUAAAGACACGACGACGAUAACACCACCACCGCCGCCGCCGUCGCCAGAUGAUGGGAAGGAACACCCGGUGCUGUGCGAUGCUGGCGGGCUACUAACUCUCGCACGGGUCGACGAGAAUGAAUCUACCACUGAAUACUCUGACGAUGACGACUACGAUCUCCGGCCGCGGACUUCGGUGUCUUCGUCGUCGGUGGGACUGAAAGAUACCAUUGCGGAAAGGGAUCGCGAGGUGCGGCGCUGA
This is a messenger RNA of Tricharina praecox, 1395 nucleotides long. RefSeq lists its product as uncharacterized. The coding region runs from base 1 to 1395 and encodes 464 amino acids. NCBI's taxonomy places the organism in Eukaryota, Fungi, Ascomycota, Pezizomycetes, Pezizales, Pyronemataceae. The record is from RefSeq and is a predicted model, not a curated record. The transcript has 4 exons.